Messenger RNA from Lepisosteus oculatus (spotted gar), 2213 nucleotides. Lineage: Eukaryota; Metazoa; Chordata; Actinopteri; Semionotiformes; Lepisosteidae. The record is from RefSeq and is a predicted model, not a curated record.
ACGACAUAAGAAAAUGCCUUCACCGGCUGCUCGUUUCCAGUCGCAGGAGGUCGGUAGCGCAGCUGUUUCCUGGUAAAAAUGGCGGCUUUCAGAGCCACGGCGCUGCCUUCCAGGGGCUUAAAGAAAUUGUUACACGUAUAUCUCCUCCUGCACCUUGCACAGCCUCUACAUGCGGUGUCGGAGCCGGGAAAGUGGAUCGUGAACGUGGACAGCAAUUCCAUUAAUCAGCAGGACAAAUUCAUUUUCAAAAAGACACUGUUUAACAACUCCAUAGUAUACCUGCAAUGGCUGGCGGAGAACUGCAACCCUGCUGUGAACUUCACCAUCUCGUGGUACCUGCGCAGCUCCCGCUGCUACGAUGAGGUGUUUGCUCUGGAUAACUCGCAGGUGGGGUCGUACUUCAAGUCGGACAGCGAGGUUCCCGAUGGGGGCAGCGGCUUCUAUGUUUUCCACUCCUACGACACGCAGGAGUGCGUACUGCACACCACGCGGAACGAGCUGACCGUGAGGCACUUCGAUACGCCGAAGCAGCUGAGGAAACCAGAGGUGGAAGAGACCAGCACAGGCAACCAGGGGAAGAGGAAGCGAAGUGCUGUGUCUGAGAAGGGUGAAGCCCUUACAACAAAAAAGCCCUCAGUCAAGGAGGAGGGAGAGGUUAAAGGUCAGGUGAAGACCACCUCAGCAGUCUCGGAUGUGCCACUGAACGCUGUGGCCAAAGCGUGGGAGGACGGUCCGUACAUGUUCAUCGUCCAGAUCAGCCCCGCCAAGAAGCCAGGAGAGGAGGGCAGCACCUGGAGCCUGCAGUUGGAGGUCCAGAUGAAAGGGCCACACGAGUACAUCUCUGCUUCCGAAUGGCCUCUCAUGAUUUUCUACAUGGUGAUGUGCAUCAUCUACGUGCUGUUCGGCGUGCUGUGGCUCGGGCUGUCUGCCUGUUACUGGAGGGACCUGCUGCGGAUCCAGUUCUGGAUCGGCGGGGUCAUCUUCCUGGGAAUGCUGGAGAAGGCCGUCUACUACGCCGAGUUCCAGAGCAUCCGAUACGACGGCCUCUCAGUUCAGGGGGCGGUGGUGUUCGCCGAGGUCCUCUCGGCUGUGAAGCGGACCCUUGCUCGUGUCCUGGUCAUCAUCGCCAGCCUCGGAUAUGGAAUUGUCAAGCCGCGGCUGGGGGCUCUGCUGCACAGGGUGGUGGGCGUGGGGCUGCUCUACCUCAUCUUCUCCAUCGUGGAGGGCAUCCUUCGGGUCAACUCGGAUCAAGAUGGGACAAGCAGGCUUCUGUGUGACAUAGUGCUGGCCGUUACUGACUCCUGUAUUGUGUGGUGGAUCUUCAUCAGCCUGGCCCAGACCAUGAAGCUGCUGCGACUGCGGAGGAACGUGGUGAAGCUCUCCCUCUAUCGCCAUUUCACCAACACCUUGAUAUUCGCCGUCAUCGCCUCUGUCAUUUUCAUCAUCUGGACAACAAAGACCUUCAGAUUCGCCCAGUGCCAGUCGGACUGGGGGGAGCUGUGGAUUGACGACGCCUUCUGGAGGUUCCUCUUCUCCAUCGUUCUGCUGGUCAUCAUGUUCCUCUGGAGGCCGUCAGCCAACAACCAGAGAUACGCCUUCAGCCCUCUGGUUGACGAGAUGAGUGAAGAAGAGAAAGAGCAGCUGAUGAACGAAGCGUUCGAGGGUGUGAAAAUGAGAGGAAUGAAAUCGGAGACCAACGGAACGGCCAGGACGAACAAAGUGGAUGAAGAUUUGAAAUGGGUCGAGGAGAACAUUCCCUCCUCCAUGGCAGAUGUAGCUCUACCGCCCUUGCUGGACUCAGAUGAGGAAAACAUGACCACAAAAUUUGAAAUGUCCAAGAUGGAAUAAAAGCCUGUUGUAUUUAUUGUAAAUAAUAGUGUGUACAAUUAUUUUAUGUUGGUCUGAUUUUACUCUCAAAUAUUUGUAAAUUCGCUGAGAUGAAAGUAACAAACAAGUGAAGAAUGAGAUGCUUUUAUUUUCUUUGUAUUGGAUAUUUUUAUUUAUACUGUACUUCCAAACUGUUGUUGGACUUCAGGAUGCAGUUACUGCAAAUGUAUGAGUUCACUUUCCUGUUUACAUAUCUGGAAUUCAGAUAAAUAAAUGCCAUACCCUUGUCUGAAAAUAUAUUUCUCUCUUCUCAGUAUUAUUCUGACAAAAAGAUUCAACUUUAGCCACAUUAUAAUUCAUACAAUAAAACAUUUUUAAAAGCGAGA